Aspergillus mulundensis is the source of this 1407-nucleotide messenger RNA. RefSeq names its product NAD(P)/FAD-dependent oxidoreductase. Gene Ontology annotation, molecular function: oxidoreductase activity. NCBI's taxonomy places the organism in Eukaryota, Fungi, Ascomycota, Eurotiomycetes, Eurotiales, Aspergillaceae. The record is from RefSeq and is a predicted model, not a curated record. The coding region runs from base 1 to 1407 and encodes 468 amino acids. The transcript is spliced from 4 exons. Gene Ontology annotation, cellular component: cytoplasm.
AUGGCUUCAUCGUCCAAACCCUUCCCGGUCGCGAACAGCAUCACGCCCUUCUGGCGGACGGAGCCCGAUACAUUGGACAGCUACCGCUCUACUGCGACUCUUCCCCCGACGACCGAUAUCGUCGUGAUUGGCGCUGGGUAUGCGGGCGCGUCGACGACCUAUCACCUUCUCGACCAGGCUGAGCCUUUCUCUCGGCCGUCGAUUGUGAUUCUAGAAGCACGACAGGUUUGUUCUGGGGCGACGGGGCGGAAUGGCGGCCACCUGAAACCGGACGUAUACAACUUCGUCGGCACGGUCGCCGAGACACACGGCGUUGAAGCCGCCGCUGAGCUCGCAGCUUUCGAGACCGCGCAUAUACCAGCGAUCGAGGCAGUGGUGGCGAAGGAGAAGAUAGCUUGCGACCUGGUGGUCGCGCAAGCGCACGAUGUACAACUGGAUGAGGCGCACACGGAGAAACUUCGCAAGGCGUACGAUACGCUUCUUGCCAGUGGGUCGGAGGCUACAAAGACCGCCGCGUUUACGACGGAUAUGGAGGCUGAAAUGGUCUCCGGAGUUAAAGGCGCCAAGAGCUGCUUCAGUUAUAAGGCUGGUCGCCUGUGGCCGUACAAAUUCAUUGUCGGGCUGUUGAAGAAGUGCAUCGCCAAGGGAGCCAACCUGCAAACGAACACUCCGGUGGUGGAGGUAUCCAAGUCGGAGAAUGGCUGGACAGUUAAGACCGAGCGCGGGUCGAUCCAAGCGAAGCAGGUUGUCUUCGCCUCCAACGCCUACACCUCUGGCAUCGCGCCCGAGUACGCGAAUAAGAUUGUGCCCGUUCGCGGCAUCUGCAGUCGUGUUGUCGUGCCAAACCCUCCACACCCACUCAGCCCGACCCUUGAUUCGUCGUACACGGUUCGCAUCAAGGAGGGUAUUUACGAGUACCUGGUUCCCCGACCGGACGGAAGUAUCAUCAUUGGAGGCGCGCGAUCGGUAUACGUCCAGGACUUGAAGAACUGGUACAACGUCACCGAUGACAGUCGCCUGAUCGAGCCUGCUCGGCACCACUUCGAGGGCUACAUGCAGAAGUAUUUCCAUGGGUGGGAGGACACGGGCGCAUACAUGGACCGGGUGUGGACAGGCAUUAUGGGAUACACAACAGACUCCCUUCCCCACGUCGGGCGGGUUCCUGGUAAGGAGGGACAGUUUGUCGUCGCAGGCUUCAACGGCCACGGUAUGCCUCAGAUCUUCCUGUCGGCCAAGGGUGUCGCGCAGAUGAUUCUCAAGGGGACAGAGUUCGAAGAGACGGGCGUCCCGGCGAUCUUCAAGACAACCAAGGAGCGGUUGGACAGCACGCAGAACACAAUUCUGUCGGCCUCUCACCUGAAAGAGACCGAGACAGAGGCGAAGGGGCCUGUUGUAGAUGCAAAGUAA